GACUGGGAAAGAGAGAGAGAGAGAUACAGACACACACACAUACAGAACCGUUAUCAGGAUUUUCACAACAAGAAGACAAGAGAAAGGGAGAAACAGGGAGAAAUCCUGUCACCAGCGGCUCUCAGACUGCCUCACAGUCGAGCGAAAAAAAGAGAAAAAUAUUCUUUCAAAUGGUUCCUGGCGAAGCUUCCCCAGGGCGGGAGGGAGACCAGCUAAUUACACCCUAAUCCCUGGCCCGAGGCACCCCAGCCUUCAGCAACCCUCCCUCCUCCUCCUCCUCCUCCUCCUCCAGGCUGAUUACGGACGGAUUAUUGGUUUCUCUUCUGCAACAACUCAACUCGCAUCUGCAUCUAAACACAGCGACAGACGGCCAGACACCCAGACAGAGACAGAGACAGACACAGGCACCGAGACAGAGACAGACAGGACAGACAGAGAGGAAAAGACUGGGAUUUUUCACAAUCGGCGCCGCUGCCUUUCCUGAAGAGAAGGAAUCCGGAGACGAGAGAGAGGGAAAGAGAGGCGCUGAGUCCAUGUUCACUGAAGGAAGAACCAUGUCCAGGCUGUCUCUGACACGCUCUCCUGUCUCUCCCGUGGUCUCUCAGGGCAUCCCUUCACCAGCACAGCUCACCAAGUCCAACGCCCCGGUUCACAUUGAUGUUGGAGGCCACAUGUACACCAGCAGCCUGGCCACCCUCACCAGAUACCCCGACUCCAGGAUCGGGCGCCUGUUUAAUGGCACGGAACCCAUUGUGCUGGACAGCCUGAAGCAGCAUUACUUCAUUGACCGAGAUGGUGAGAUCUUCCGCUACAUUCUCAGCUUCCUCCGAACAUCCAAGCUGCUGCUCCCGGAGGAUUUCAAGGAUUUCAGCCUGUUGUACGAGGAGGCAAAGUAUUACCAGCUGCAGCCCAUGCUGAAGGAGCUGGAGCGGUGGAAACAGGACCGGGAGUUCCGCAAGUUCUCACAGCCCUGUGACUGUGUGGUGGUCAGAGUGACGCCUGACUUGGGUGAGCGCAUCACGCUGAGCGGAGAGAAGUCGCUAAUAGAGGACAUCUUCCCCGAGACCGGAGACGUGAUGUGUAACUCGGUGAACGCAGGCUGGAACCAGGACCCGACUCACGUCAUCAGGUUCCCUCUGAAUGGUUACUGCAGACUCAACUCCGUGCAGGUGCUGGAACGGUUACUACAGAAGGGAUUCAGCGUGGUGGGUUCCUGCGGUGGGGGAGUGGACUCCUCGCAGUUCAGCGAGUACAUGCUUCACCGUCAGGACAGACGCCUACAGCUCACACCCACCCCCGUCAGGAUAAAGCAGGAGCCACUGGACUAGGGCGCUGAAGCCCACCCGCCACAAUCACUCCGUUUUUUAUUUUAUUGGCGUUUUGAUUCCGUUACUGGACUUGGCUUCGCACCGGCACCGAGAGGGACAUUCAGGCCUGACGCCAUGACUUGCCCCACGGGGAAUGGACACCAGCGGGACCUGAGCCAGCCAGAGAGGAACUGCCAGAGAGGGACUUGUGGAGAUGCUGGUCUACUUUGGAAACAGUGGCUCUUAAGGUGCGGUGUGGCUGUGUCCAGCCCCCUCCCCUCCUCCCCCA
Molecule: messenger RNA, 1596 nt
Organism: Callorhinchus milii (elephant shark)
Lineage: Eukaryota; Metazoa; Chordata; Chondrichthyes; Chimaeriformes; Callorhinchidae
Product: BTB/POZ domain-containing protein kctd15-like
Exons: 5
Coding region: 534-1328 (264 amino acids)
Biological process (GO): protein homooligomerization
Molecular function (GO): protein binding
Source: RefSeq, a predicted model, not a curated record